Propithecus coquereli (Coquerel's sifaka) is the source of this 805-nucleotide messenger RNA. It is a transcript of the gene STMN3, whose product is annotated as stathmin-like 3. Gene Ontology annotation, biological process: regulation of microtubule polymerization or depolymerization; microtubule depolymerization; neuron projection development. The transcript is spliced from 5 exons. The coding region runs from base 23 to 565 and encodes 180 amino acids. Lineage: Eukaryota; Metazoa; Chordata; Mammalia; Primates; Indriidae. Gene Ontology annotation, molecular function: tubulin binding. The record is from RefSeq and is a predicted model, not a curated record. Gene Ontology annotation, cellular component: cytoplasm; neuron projection.
AGCGCCCGCCGCCGCCAGCACCAUGGCCAGCACCAUGUCGGCCUACAAGGAGAAGAUGAAGGAACUGUCAGUGCUGUCACUCAUCUGCUCCUGCUUCUACACACAGCCACACCCCAACACCAUCUACCAGUACGGGGACAUGGAGGUGAAGCAGCUGGACAAGCGGGCCUCUGGCCAAAGCUUCGAGGUCAUUCUCAAGUCCCCUUCUGACCUGUCACCGGAGAGCCCUGUGCUUUCCUCCCCGCCCAAGAAGAAGGACACCUCCCUGGAGGAGCUGCAGAAACGGCUGGAGGCAGCCGAGGAGCGGAGAAAGACGCAGGAGGCGCAGGUGCUGAAGCAGCUGGCGGAGCGGCGCGAGCACGAGCGCGAGGUGCUGCACAAGGCGCUGGAGGAGAACAGCAACUUCAGCCGCCUGGCGGAGGAGAAGCUCAACCACAAGAUGGAGCUCAGCAGGGAGCUCCGCGAGGCGCACCUGGCCGCGCUGCGCGAGCGGCUGCGCGAGAAGGAGCUGCACGCGGCCGAGGUGCGCAGGAACAAGGAGCAGCGGGAGGAGAUGUCCGGCUAAGGGCCCUGGACGCGGCGGUGGCGCCUGGAUCCCGAGAUGAGAGGAAAACACGUUCGGGUUUCGGUUUCGUUUUGUUCAACCUGUCUAGAUGCAACUUUUGUUCCUCUCCCCUCCCCCACACUCCCGGCUUCAUGCUUCGCUUCCCGCGCCCCGAGCUGUCCGGUCUUUGUGGCGAGCUGGCCACGCUUUCCCGGCGGAGCCCCCAGGCGUGCGACGCGGCCUCAGUCCACACGCCAGGCC